AAAACACACAAUAUAUACAUACACUCUUGCUAGCUAGUGUGAAUUAAGAUGAAGAAGGGUGUUGCAGCCUUGUUUGUGGUGGUUGUGAUGGCGGCGCUGGCGCAUGAGACGGCGGCCGUGUCGUGCAUCCCUACGGAGCUCCUACCGUGCCUGGCGGCGAUAUCCUCGGGAGGGGCUCCGUCGGCAGAAUGCUGCAGUAAGCUCAAGGAGCAGCAGCCGUGCUUCUGCCAGUACAUCAAGAACCCUCAGUACAGGCCCUACAUCGACACUCCCAACGCCAAGAAAGUUGCUGCCGCCUGCGACGUCACCAUUCCGACGACUUGCUGAUUCUACUUUCCAUAUAUAUUUUCUUAUGCUGUUUCAUCAUCAAGGUUGAUGAUCCUUGAUGUUAUGUCACCUUCUUCAAAUAAAAUAGAGAUUUAAUA
Molecule: messenger RNA, 425 nt
Organism: Salvia miltiorrhiza (redroot sage)
Lineage: Eukaryota; Viridiplantae; Streptophyta; Magnoliopsida; Lamiales; Lamiaceae
Product: non-specific lipid-transfer protein 2-like
Exons: 1
Coding region: 49-327 (92 amino acids)
Biological process (GO): lipid transport
Source: RefSeq, a predicted model, not a curated record